UUCUUAACUACGCUCCCGCGCUUCCUGGGCUGCUGGGGCCGGCAUCUUGUUUGGGUCUGGUUGUAGCCUCCCGGCCAGGACGGCGCUUGCUGCAGUUUGUUGGAUGAAUGGAUGGAUGGACGAAAAGAAGAAACGUGGUUGCGUCGUCAUAGGGAUGUGGAGUCGGCCCCAGAGGUGCACACGUCCCUCAUUAGCCUACCAGCGCUUCACCGGGCCUCACCUGUCACUCUGGGCGGGUCGAAGUACGCGCGCCACUUCCGGUCCUGGCUCCACCCCCUCAACCGGCUGCCGUCCGCUUCGCGUUCCAGAAGUUUGUCCCCAGCGCCGAGCCGUCUCCCCGCCCUCGCUGCUGCCAUGGCGGCAGCUCCGCCGCUCUCCAAGGCCGAGUAUCUGAAGCGUUACUUGUCCGGGGCAGAUGCCGGCGUCGACGGGGGCUCCGAAUCCAGUCGCAAGCGCCGUAAAAAGCGGCCGAAGUCUGGCGGGGCCGGAGGCAAGGGAAUGCGGAUUGUGGAUGAUGAUGUGAGCUGGACAUCUAUCUCUACCAGUAAACCAGAAAAGGAGGAAGAGGAAGAUGAUGGAGAUUUGCCUGUGGUAGCUGAGUUUGUGGAUGAGCGGCCGGAAGAGGUAAAGCAGAUGGAGGCCUUUCGUUCCAGUGCUAAAUGGAAGCUUCUGGGAGGCCACAGUGAAGAUCUGUCCUCACAUAGGCGUUUUCAUCAUGAUACUCUGGAUCCAUCUCCUCCCAGGCGGGCCCGUCACGAUACCCCGGAUCCUUCUCCUCCCAGGCGGGCCCGUCACGAUACCCCGGAUUCAUCUCCUCCCAGAUGGGCCCGUCACGAUACCCCAGAUCCAUCUCCUCCCUGGAGGGCCCGUCACGAUACCCCGGAUCCGUCUCCUCCCAGGCGGGCCCGUCACGAUACCCCGGAUCCAUCUCCUCCCUGGAGGGCCCGUCACGAUACCCCGGAUCCAUCUCCUCCCAGGCGGGCCCGUCACGAUACCCCGGAUCCAUCUCCUCCCUGGAGGGCCCGUCACGAUACCCCAGACCCUUCUCCUCCCUGGAGGGCCCGUCACGAUACCCCGGAUCCGUUUCCUCCCAGGUGGGCCCGUCACGAUACCCCGGAUCCAUCUCCUCCCAGGCGGGCCCGUCACGAUACCCCGGAUCCUUCUCCUCCCUGGAGGGCCCGUCACGAUACCCCGGAUCCUUCUCCUCCCAGGAGGGCCCGUCAUGAUUCUCCAGAUCCUUCUCCCUCCAGGAAGCCUCAUCGUAAUUCUACAGGUGUAUCUCCUAGGAGAGUUCAUUGUGACUCACCAGAUCCAUCUCCUCUUAGGAGAGCCCAUCGCAAUUCCUCAGAUAUCCCUUCCCCUAGAAGGGCCCGCAACAGCUCCCCUGACACAUCUCAACCUAGGACUCUUGACUCCUCCAACACAUGGCAACUCAGGAGGGCCCGUCAUGACUUCCCUGAUUUGGCUCCUGAUGGCACUCAUUCACUGCCCAGAAACAAAACUAGUAAAGCCCCAGAAAGAGCCUCUAGCAAGCCUUCUCCACAUCAGAAGAGGCCACUGCCAAAGAACAGCAAACAUGAGUGUGACUGGGACCUCUCUCCUCCACGAAAAAAGCAAGCAAAAUCCCAUUUUGGAGAUAAGAAGCGGCUUGAUUCUAAAGGUGAUGGCCAGAAAGCCUCUGAUUCAGAUCUUUCUCCUCCACGGCAUAAACAAAGUCCAGGGCAUCAGGCUUCUGAUUCAGAUCUGUCACCUCCACGGAAUAGGCCUAGACACCGGAGCUCUGAUUCUGACCUCUCUCCACCAAGGAGGAAACAGAGGACCAAAUCUUCUGAUUCUGAUCUGUCUCCACCUCGAAGGAGUCAGCCUCCUGGAAAGAAGGCUACACAUAUGUAUUCUGGGGCUAGAACUGGGUUGGUGUUAACUGACAUACAGCGAGAGCAGCAGGAGCUCAAGAAACGGGACCAAGAAACUAUGGCAUUUGAAGCUGAAUUCCAAUAUGCUGAAACUGUAUUUCGAGAUAAGUUUGGUCGUAAGAGGAAUUUGAAACUGGAACGUUUAGAGCAAAGGAGGAAAGCAGAGAAGGACUUAGAGAGAGAAGAACUAUAUGCCCAGUGGGGAAAAGGGCUUGCCCAGAGCCAACAACAGCAACAAAAUGUAGAGGAUGCAAUGAAGGAGAUGCAAAAGCCUCUGGCCCGCUAUAUUGAUGACGAAGAUCUGGAUCGGAUGUUAAGAGAACAAGAAAGAGAGGGGGACCCCAUGGCCAACUUCAUCAAGAAGAGUAAGGCCAAGGCGAACAAGAAUAAAAAAGUGAGACCCCGCUACAGUGGUCCAACGCCUCCUCCCAACAGAUUUAAUAUCUGGCCUGGCUAUCGCUGGGAUGGAGUGGACAGAUCCAAUGGUUUUGAACAAAAGCGCUUUGCCAGAUUUGCCGGCAAGAAGGCAGUGGAGGAACUUGCCUACAAAUGGAGUGUUGAAGAUAUGUAACUUUUCUGAGGCUGUGGGGAUGGCUCUGGGUUGUGUUAGUGGGCAAAGGACAGCAAGACAUCCAGAUGUAACAGCUGUCUAUGCUAAUAAUCAGGGCCCACACAAACCACCAACUUGUUGAAUGCCAGUUUUGGCCACAGAAGAAUAUUCGAGACCUGAUCUUUGGACUGAGGUGCCUGUACUUCUCAAGUAUGACAACACUGGCAAUUUGCUGGCUUUCAGAGGAAGCAUUGAUUUCUCAGUGUCCCAGGGUUUCUUCUUAAUUAGGCGUUUUCUUUUUCUUUUUUAAAUAAACAUACAUUUAUUUUUUUAAAAUUA
Messenger RNA from Lemur catta (Ring-tailed lemur), 2802 nucleotides. It is a transcript of the gene BUD13, whose product is annotated as BUD13 homolog. Lineage: Eukaryota; Metazoa; Chordata; Mammalia; Primates; Lemuridae. Gene Ontology annotation, biological process: mRNA splicing, via spliceosome. Gene Ontology annotation, cellular component: U2-type spliceosomal complex; RES complex. Gene Ontology annotation, molecular function: RNA binding. Bases 112 to 2484 code for a protein of 790 amino acids. The transcript is spliced from 10 exons. The record is from RefSeq and is a predicted model, not a curated record.